ACAAAAGAUGGCCGACACUUUGGUGUUGGUAUGUAAACGGGAAAGGAAGUCAAAAAGAAAAAUGAAUCUAUGUGGACUACUGUUGACGAUAUUAAUUGUUCAGGAUCUUUUAUUGGAAUAUGUAGUGUGUACUUCACCAAAAUGUCCACAGGGAGGUUGUUCCGAGGGCAAGUGUGUCGGUGGUAAAUGUGAAUGCGAGAGAGGUUGGACAGGGGAAAGGUGUGAGAAGUGUUAUGGACGGAGAAGUUUUAAUGGCACAGAAGGAUCUAUAUAUGAUGGUGAGGGGAACUACACGCUGGACACCAAGUGCAGCUGGUUGAUAAACACCAACAGUAACAACACCACCAUCCGACUCAAGUUCCAUCAGUUCGCCACGGAGUGUGGCUGGGACCACCUCUAUAUACACGAUGGGGACUCGGCAUUCUCUCCCCUCCUGGCGGCCUACAGUGGUCUGCUGCUCACUAAAGACAAGGCCUACACAGAGGUGGACUUCAUCACUCGUAUACGCCAGCCAUACAUCUACAUCCACUUCUACAGUGACGCUGCCUACACCAUGGCCGGAUUUAACAUAUCAUACAGCAUUGGAGACUGUCCCAAGGGAUGCUCGGGGAAUGGGCAGUGUAAUAACGAGAUCUGUUCCUGCAAUGCCAACUGGACAGGAAGUGCGUGUGAGACGGCAAUGUGUCCCAACAGCUGCUCCAAUAACGGAACCUGUAUCAACGACAUCUGUGUGUGCGAUCCCGGUUACCGAGGUGAGGACUGCAGCCUGACCAACCAGGAUGGGGUGUGGUCCACUCUACAGACGAUCACUCCACCGGCAGGGUCAGCUUCCCACUCCGCCCUCGUUGACGACAAGACCAUGUGGGUCGUGGGCGGCUACAGCCUCAACGACUACAGCUACGAGAGUCUCAAGAAGUAUGACUUCAACAGUAACACCUGGAGCCCUGCUGCGGUGGUAGGCGAUGCUCCUCCCCCACGAUACGGACACUCUACUGUUCUGCAUCAGGACCAGAAGCUGUUUGUGUAUGGAGGUGUGGUGGACGGCAUCCCCGUCAGCGAGAACUGGAUGUACGACAUCACCGCCAAGACCUGGAGCAACCUGACAGCCUCCGAGUACCGCGUGUCUGGCCACACUGCCCAUUUGCAUGAUGGGAAGAUACACGUCAUCUUCGGAUACAGCCCUCUGUAUGGCUACCUCAACAAAGUACAGAUAUAUGAUAUUGCCAACGACUCCUGGAGCCUGGUGGACACAAUCGGUGCUUCUGUUCGAGGUGGAUAUGGCCACACCAGUGUGUAUGACCCCGAAACCAAGAAGAUCUAUGUGUUUGGGGGCUACAAGUCAGGGAGCCAGUCCAGCUACAACCUCACAGACAUGUUGUACUCGUAUGAUCCAGAAUUGAAAAAAUGGAUGAUCCUGAAGAACAGUGGGUCACCGCGCUAUCUACAUUCGGCUGUCAUCAUGAAUGGGCUGAUGUUGGUAUUCGGGGGCAACACCCACAACGACACGUCUGUCAGCUACGGCGCCAAGUGCUACUCCUCCGACUUCAUGGCCUAUGACAUCACAUGCAACACAUGGCACCACUUGCCUGAGCCGAGGCUGAAGGAUGAGAUCAGUAGAUACGGUCAGAGUAUGGUGGUCAAGGAUGGUUCCGUAUACAUGUUCGGGGGCUUCAGCGGUGUGAUGAGGAACGACCUCAUCAAGUUCGAACCAGGUGUGUGUGAUGCCUUCACCGACAAUAUCAGCUGUAACAGUGUGAUGUCUGGCGUGCGAUGUUCGUGGGAGGGCGGGGUCUGUGUGCAAAAGAGCCCCACCAGCUGUAAUACUUCACAAGCUGUGACUAUGGACUGCGAGGUCUUCACGUCGUGCCCAAGCUGUCUCGACACGGCCAACAACUGUUCGUGGUGUGAUUUCAAGUGUACCAAGGCAUGUGACAAGACCAAUCAGACUUGCAGCAAUUCCAAGAACUACGAUUGUGAACGUCUCAGCACAUGUAAUGCAUGCAUAGAAAACACGGCAUGUACGUGGGAAAAUCAAGCGUGUAACGUGAAGAACGCUCGACAGCUUGCAGAAGAAAUUGGCGCCAAGAUUAACAGUCCCCAGUGCCCCAUCCCGUGUUCAGAGCGCAAGGCGUGCAGCAACUGCACCAAGAACAACUGUAUGUGGUGCAGCAAUAUGCAGCAGUGCGUGGAGACCUACUCGUACGUCGCCUCAUUCCCCUAUGGCCAGUGCACCGAGUGGACAACCAAGGACAAGUGUCCAGCCACCACAUGUAAAGGUCUCAACUCGUGUGAGGAAUGCCAGGCCCACCCCAUGUGCGGCUGGUGCAACGACCCCAGCAACACCGGGCGUGGCAGGUGUAUGGAGGGCGGACGCCAGGGACCAGUCACCAAUGCCACUGACCACACUAUAGAUCUCGGCCAGUGCCCCAGGGAGCAGUGGUUCUUCACUGACUGUCCAAAAUGCCAGUGUAACGGCCAUAGUACCUGCCUCAAUGAAAGCAGCACCUGUGAUGAGUGCAAGAAUCUGACUACAGGCUCACACUGUGAAAAAUGUCAGGAUGGCUUCUUCGGGAGCCCCAAGAAUGGUGGCGAGUGUAAACCGUGUGAGUGCAAUGGUCAGGCGGACAGCUGCUCCCCUGACACCGGCGCCUGCUACUGUCGGACGAAGGGUGUGACCGGGGAGAAGUGCGACAGCUGUGACGACACCCACAAGUACUACGGCGACCCCAAGUCAGGAACCUGCUACUACCAGCUUGUGACGGACUACCAGUUCACGUUCAACCUGUCCAAGCCCGAUGACAAGUACUACACACACAUCAACUUCAUGAACAUCCCCAAGGCUAGCGACAGGGACGUGGACUUCACACUGAACUGUUCCGGGGAUGCCCUGCUCAACAUCACCUUCAAGUCCAAAUCUAUCCCCGAGGGACGGACCAUUGUGUAUCAGCGAGAGUGCUCAUACUACCGCAGCAAGUUUGAACACAAGGAUUACCCAUUCGCAGGCGAGGAAAACACAACAUUCCUGGUGUAUGUCUACGACUUCAAGACGCCAUUCUGGCUCCAGAUCUCCUUCUCCCAAUUCCCGAAGAUCGACCUGGUCCACUUCUUCGUCACAUUCUUCAGCUGCUUCCUGUCUCUCCUGCUCAUCGCUGCUGCGCUGUGGAAGAUCAAACAUAAGUACGACAGCUACAGACGACGACAGCAAAUGAUAGUCGAGAUGCAGCAGAUGGCUAGCCGCCCGUUCGCCACGGUAACGGUAGACGUCGACCGCAAGACGGAUCCGGAUAAGAAGGAUCAUAAAGAGGUCACGGAGCUACGCAAGAGGAAGAGGGGCGGGAGCAAGCCAGCAGCUGUAGCCCUGGAGCCUCUUCACAACACUAAGGCAGCCAUCUUGACCGUCAUCGUCCAGCUGCCAACAGGCUUUGAAGAGUACGCUCCUUGUGGUCAAUCCGGGAUAGCCAUGGGCAGUACUUUAAUAUCAUAUGGUAAUACAAGAAAACAGAGUGUUGAGCAUAUAAGAGGGGACCGAACCCGCCUACGCAAACACCCGCCGACACACCACACACAGCCCGAUGCCAGUGCCUAGAGUCAAAGCAGGUCUCUCGACAAGAACUCUCCGAUAACUACAGUAACUCUCUCUAACACCACUCUCUAACAGCAAAGUGGUAUAUUCGUUCUAAGACACAAAUUCUGACAGGACCAUAAGUUAUAGAUCAGAAGCCUACAUUAUAAGAGGAAGUUGUACCGACUGGGCUAGGUGAGAGAACCAGUGUAGUGCGAGGUUAAAGUAUUGGAACGUUAUGCCGAUACACUGGACCUUUUGUGUCAACAGGUGGGAUGUAACUGGAAUAUGGUAUAAGCAGCAUUAUAGGGUAGUAUCUGCCCAUUGUCGGAGGACAACUACCCAUGUAUUACAUAGAAACAAGCUGGGAGACGCCAGAGGCAUUGAGGACGUCUGCAGAGUCUGAAAUAUUGGCAAUUCUAUUUUCAUCACUUAUACAAAACCCAGAAUUAUAUAGUCACAAAAUACUUGUGAAAUGUACUGGCUACUCUUCCCUUCCUAUCCUGAACUCGUUUAUCGAGCGACAACAUAGGAUUGAAUAUAUCCCUUGCAAUGUACUGAUGUAGGUGAAGAUGGUUGCUACGUCACCGUGUCACGGAUGUAGGUUACGAUGACGGAUUUAACAGAGAGCCAGAAUAGAAAGACCCUGCUCUUCCAGGCUGUAAUUGAGUAUUGUAAACCUAUAGAAAGUGUGUUCUGUGUUGUGAUUGGCUAAUUUGGGUCACAUGACCAAAUGUCAAAGGGUGAAAAUAUGAUUUGCAUUCCCUGAAGCAAGCGACCGAAUCACUGUGUAGGAAUACAUAAUUACACAACUGUGAUAGCUCGCUGAGUUAAAGAGUGUGACAGUUCUUUUGCAAAUUGAAAUACAAAAUUAACAUUCAUAACAAAGAUUUUGAUUUUCUCUAUUCAUGGGAAUUAUUAAGAUUUUAAAAUUUUAAUUAAAAAAAAAUUAUAAUGAAAUAAUUAUCAAAAUCACAAUCACCAUAGCAACAACAGAACGUUCGAUGUUGACGCCUCACAACCGAGUUAGUACGAGGUUCUAAAGAGUGCGCAUGUUUUUUUCUAAAUAAAACAAUAGGUUUACAAUAUCGAUAAAUACUAUGUGUGUGUCACACACAUAGUAUUUUCUAAAUGCUCCCUGUCCAAGCUGCACAAGGUAAUCUUAGCGCUCUGAAUAUCAUAGCUGCCAUAUUUACAAAUCUUAGCGCUAAGAUCACUUUGUCCCAGUGGAUGCCCGUAUAUAUGUAGCUUUGUCACCGUCACCGUCCUGUAAGAGAGGUUUCCUUAAUAACAGGGUCUGUACUUACAGGGUAGGAACUAUCAUGGAUUAUCGCUUGACUCCCAAAGAUUCGUUAGAAGAGAGAUGUAAAAGAAAUUGUUCCAUUGCGUGUAAAUAUUUUGUCAUGGAGAGUUCCCCAGAGAGGCCCUUGUAUAUUGUUGUCUAUGUUCACACACAACUGAUGUAUAUAAGUAGAUAUAGACGUAAUGUAAAUACAUGCUGGACCCUGGUCCUCCAGCCUGUGUUGUGUGAGGGUAGUCGGCUACACCAAUGUCAGGCCUCAAGUCUCGGCUUGUUCAAUGUCAUCUUUGUACUAAGACAAUCAAUCUUCCCCUACUUUAACACAGACUUACGGUUGUUUUCCUACUGAGAUUGCUUGUUGAACUGUGCCCUGGGUCUUAGCGUUUCGCAACGUCCGUGUUACGGUAUGGAAGUUGUGACGGUUGACAUUAAGAUUCCUUUGUGGAACACGACCCAGGAAGCUAUAGUAUAGAAGCCAGGUUUUAUGAUCUUUGACUUUAAGAGAUUGUACGUCCAGUCCUUUGACACAAACCUAUGAUAGUUAUACCACUAAGAUUACUUUUUUGACAGCUCUCUGGGUCUUAGCACUUCGCCUGUCAUAAGUCUGUGUUAAUGUAAGGGAGUUUUGCCGUUGACAUGCUAAGAUUGGACCACUGAGACAGUACUUUGUUGACAGCUCUCUGGGUAUUUGCUUUUUGCUGUCAUAAGUACGUGUUGAAAGUUACAAUCUUUGUGUAAGAUCACUUUCUGUGAGUUGAAGCCAUCUGACACCAGACUCUAUCACAAGUAGAGACUUCAGAUCCAGAUGUUGAUCUGUUUAUCAGAAGCACUUGUCCAUCCUUGAAAAUGAAGGUUGUCACGUAGCUCAGUAGGUCAUGUGUGUCCAUGUCUCGCAUAGAUCUGGGUUCUAAUCCUGCAGCAGGGCAACAUGUCUGGUGCCCCGGAGGUGUGCUGGAUCUCAGAGGCUGAGAAGGUCUGAAUCCCUGCCCAAUCUCAUCCCCCCAGGAUGCUGACCCUCACACAAUACAGGACUGUAUGGGGACCGUUGUGCCCUCAGAUAACACUGUCUCACCUUCCAUUCCACAAGUGAAGCUUUUUCAAUACAAUAAUGUUUGUGACUUGGUUAAAACUGUCCAAAAACAACAUCCGAGCCUCCUUCCACAAAGCGAUCUUAGUGCUAAGGCAAUCUCAUAAUUUAACAUAGACUUAUGAUUAUCGUAGCGCUAAGAUCGCUUUGUGGAACGGGGCCCAGGUCCACAUAGUGUUGUAGAUAUAAUUUUGUUCUAAUUGAUGAAGACUUAGUAUGUUGUUUUUAUUCUUCCCUUUGAAUCAGCUAUAAUAAGGUUCGGUGGGUUAGUCUAGUGGUUAAAGUGUUCGCUCUUCACGCUGAAGACCCGGGUUCGGAUCCCCAUGGGUAUAUUGUGUGAAGCCCAUUGGUGGUGUCCCCCUGCCGUAAUAUUGCUGGAAUAUUGCUAAAAGCAGCGUUAAACCAUACUCACCCACUCACUUGAAUCAGCUAUACUCACAGGAGCCAUUAAUCAGAGAUAGUUUCUUCGAAAUUAAAUCAAUGUUAUUCCCUAGUCUAAACAGUUUUUACAUUUGCCUUGUUCCUUGCAAAUGAGAUACACACCUAAUAUAAAAAGGGCAUGAGUUCACUAGUUGUCUAAGCUAAAGAGUUGUGUCCCUUAGCCAUGCCAGGAGUUGAUGAUCGUUAAACAUUAUGCUGACAUGUGAUUAGAACACAGCAGUCAUGUACUGGAGAAGCUUCAUUUGCGCAAGUAUUGGAGUUGUGACACAAACCUAAAUGUACACUAACACAAAUCUGUGAUGAAUAUUGUGAAUAUGUCAAAUGUACAGUUUUAGUUGAAAUCACUUGUCCAUGUAUAUAACACUCCAUAAUCAUGUUUACAUAUGACCAAAAACAUAACUAUAUUAUUUCAUUUGGUUUCCUGAUGUUGAUUCAGUGGCUGCUUAAGUCAUUAGUCCUCCUUGUAUGCACUCUACAUUGAUGUUUCUCCACAUUAUACAGAACAGCUGCAUAUCUUAAUGUAUUUCAAAAUACUUCCAUACACAAAUAGGGGCGGUCGGGUAGCCUAGUGGUUAAAGCGUUCGCUCGUCAACCCGAAGACCCGGGUUCGAUUCCCGACAUGGGUACAAUGUGUAAAGCCCAUUUCUGGUGUGCCCCGCCGUGAUAUUGCUGGAAUAUUGCUAAAAGCGGCGUAAAACCAUACUCACUCACUCACUCAUAAUCAUGUUUACAUAUGACUAAAAACAUAACUAUAUUAUUUCAUUUGGUUUCCUGAUGUUGAUUCAGUGGCUGCUUAAGUCAUUAGUCCUCCUUGUAUGCACUCUACAUUGAUGUUUCUCCACAUUAUACAGAACAGCUGCAUAUCUUAAUGUAUUUCAAAAUAUUCCCAUAUACAAAUAGGGGCGGUCGGGUAGCCUAGUGGUUAAAGCGUUCGCUCGUCACCCCGAAGACCCGGGUUCCAUUUCCAACAUGGGUACAAUGUGUUAAGCCCAUUUCUGCUGACCUGCCGUGAUAUUGCUGGAAUAUUGCUAAAAGCGGCGUUAAGCCAUACUUACUCACUCCAUGCACAAAUGGAUGUCAAGGAUCUCUGUUCUAGUGAGGGGUUUUAAUUACUAAUAACUAUUAAUUUACUACCCUAUGUAAGUGGAACAUCAUUGUCUUCUAAAUACGAGGGGAGGUGGGAUAGCCUCAUGGUUAAAGCGUCGGCUUGUCACGCUGAAGAUCCAGGUUUGAUUCCCGACAUGGGUACAAUGUGUGAAGCCCAUUUCUGGUGUACCCCCUGCCGUGAUAUUGCUGGAAUAUUGCUAAAAGUGGCUUAAAACCAUACUCACUCACUCUUCUAAAUACAAGUUUUGUAUAAAAGACAUUGCUUUCUUUUUUAAAAAGCAGAAAUUUGUAUUUUGUAGAUCCUCAUUCUCAUCUAAAAAUGUGUGGUACAGGCUACGUGAGUGUGUUGGUGACACCACCCUAAACACAGGUCAUUGGGCUUUUAAGUUUAAAUCCUCAUACAGUGAAACCUCUUUAAUCCGGACACCACUGUUCCAAUUUUAAUUCUAUAAUUUCCAAAUCACUGAAUGAUUGUUACAAUCAUUCAGUGAUUUGGAAAUUAUAGAAUUAAAAUUGGAACAGUGGUGUCCGGAUUAAAGAGGUUUCACUGUAGCAGGGUUUCCAGAUUAUGAAGGUUUUAUGAAGAUGGGAUCACCUGUAUCUUUUAUACAUCCAAAUAUUACAACGACUUACACAGUAUAUGGCAUCAUGUAUUCUCUUGUGCUGGUAAACACCUGUUUUUGUUUGUAAUUCUGCAUGGGAGAUAGUGCCACGUGACUUUCACAGCAACUGUAAGAAUGUUUUGGUGGGUUGAAACACAACCAGCCAGUUGCACCUUAUACAGUGGAACCUGUCUAAACUGAAUACGUGGGACAGAAAGUUUAGGCUGGUUUAGACAGAGGUCGGAUUACUGAGAUUGAAACACGAUAAAAUUGUGAAGUUGAGUUGAGGUUGAAACAAACUAUUCAUUGCAGAUGGAAAUUGAGCUCCAUACAUGUGGUCCAGUUUUGACAGGUUUCACUGUACUAAUAACGGCUGAUAGGAUUUUCACAUCACAUUUUUAGUCGGCCAGGAGUCGAGGCUGGGAAUAUCAACCUGCAUGUUGGAGAAACCGUGCAGGAUGUAAUGCCAUGUUUUUAUAAAGAUGUUUGUGUAGCUCUUGGAUAUGCAGAGCAGUACUAACACAUUGGAUCAUCAAUAACUUACCAGUGAGAGAAACUGUAUCACAUCCAUUUACCAUAUUCGCCCUAAUAAGCCCCCCUGACAACUUCUAGCAAGGGUGGAUCCAACAAUUUUAAAACUGAUGGGUCCAGAUUAUCAAAAUCCUCUCAGAUAAUUUUACUGUCUACAGCAUACUACAUUUGGUUUUCAAAGAGGGGGGGACCUCCUGGAUCUGCCUAUGUCCAGGCAAAUCUAUACGGAAUCUUCAUAAGCUAAAUGACCAGAAUACAUAUGACCAGUCAGUCCUUUUUUUCAUGUGUAUAGUACAGAUACAUUUUUUUCACAGAAAACAUCAGUGCUGAAUGGGUAUAUUAAUGCCUUGUAACUAUUUUCUAAAAUGUUUCAGUUGAAUCAAUUUAUUAACCAAGUUUGUUUACUUAUUUUACGAGCGGUGUAUGGUUUUGUUAAUUUUCGAAGCAGACAGGUCCCUUUUCACAAAGCUAUUGUGGCGCUAAGACGAUUGUAAUCCUCAAACAUUAACAGACAUAGACAUAUGACUUUCGUAUUGCUGAUGUCGCUUUGUGGAACGGGCCCCAGGGUAUUUAUUAUUGUGAAUAUGGUAGUUGGUCAUGCUCAAAUAGUUCUGUAUCAUUUUAGUGGGUGCUUCUGACGAGUGAAUAGCUGUAUCAAUUCUUCUUCCUUGGUAAUGCUGAAAUGUGUUAUUAUUCAGCGCUUUGUUCAUAGGCUUAGUGAGGAUAGUCAGAAUUCUAGUUCCUGUGAUAAUAUCGGAUUCUUAACACUGCAAGUAUUUGAUUUUGUGAAUCUCGAGGCAAAUUGGUGUCUCGGUGUAUAGAUUAUAUAUCUCUGAUAAUCAGAAAGUCUCAUCUUGUACACUGUAAAACUAUAUGAGACAACAUGUAUAUUUAUCGGUUUAUGAAGUAUUGAUGUGUAAGCUUCAAAUCUAUUAUUUUUCGUAUGAGAAAAGUCAUUUUGUGAUCUGUAUGCUUAAUCAUUAAUGUGGAACAUUAGUAAAAUAUUGCAAUCUUGCACCAUUUCCGUGUUACGUUAAACCAUGAGUCUCAGCUUUUUUUGUGAAAAUUUCAACUGCAAUUUAAAUGUGUAUUUUUAUAGAACAUUGUGACUAUGUUUUACAUUGUGUGUGAUACAUAACGUCAUUUGCCAUACUGAAAAUAUUCACAAGCAACCAAUCGACAUUUAUGAAUUAACGUGUCCUGUUCAGGCUUACUCUAAAACGUUCAUGUACUUGUACUGUAACGCCAACCACAAGUUUAACAUGGUCGUAGUUUCCCAUUACCCUUGGUAUAGAAAUGUUACUUAACAUUACAACAGAGUCCUUGAUUGCUACGCAAAAUGUUCUGUUAUUGGUACAAUGUGUGAAGCCCAUUUCUGGUGUCCCCCGCCGUGAUAUUGCUGAAAUAUUGCUAAAAGCGGUGUAAAAUCAUACUCACUCACCCCAAAUGGUUCUAAAAUUGUGAAGUUUAUGUUUUCACGGACAUAACCAGCUGCUCAAGGCAUUACCUUCUUGCACGAAUGGCCACAGAAGCCAGGGUUGACCUUGAGACAAAUUCACCCCUGAGUUGAGACUACAAUGCUGUUUAAAAUUAAGUACCCUUAACUGGCACAUCAAAUACUUGGUUGUGAUCAUGUUUGUACACUAGUCAAAACUAACAUCCAAUAAGUGUUGCAAAGGGUUUUUUGCACGAUAUUGUGGGAUGUUUAAACAGAAGAGUAUUUCAUAAUCAAUUCACUAAGAUUGAAUGAUUUGCUCAGAUUUUGCAGAGUUAAAAUUUUUGCUCCAUGAAACAAUCAUUUCUGUAAUAAUACUUUUGACAGUUUCCAUGUCAGGGGUGUCUUCUAAUUGGCCAUUUUACUGUUAGCUUGCUGUGCAAGUUCUUCAUACUGAUAGGGGCGGUCAGGUAGCCUGGUGGUUAAAGUGUUUGCUCGUCACGCCGAAAACCCGGGUUUGAUUCCUGACAUGGGUACAAUGUGUGAAGUCCAUUUCUGGUGUCCCCAGCCGAGAUAUUGCUGGAAUAUUGCUAAAAGCGGUGUAAAACCAUACUCACUCACUCGCUCUUCAUACUGAUAAGAUGAGGUUCAGUCUUGUAACCCCCACAAAAAAUUCAAAUGUUUUGUCUGUAAAAUGUUAUUUCUCCAACACAAUAUGUUACCAUUAUGUGGCAUGGUGUCGUGGUUAUCAGUUGUGUAUAUGAAGGAUAAUAGCUUCUAUUUUGAUAUGUUGACAGUAAACAAUGCCUGUUCUGAAGGUUGUGCAAGGUUUGUGCCCAUUAAAUCAAUAUCCGGUCAUAGCUUCUUUCACUGCUACUGUGUAAGCUACUGUCCAUAAGGUAUAUGGCUGGUCCAAGGUGUCACAAUGCAUUGUGCAGAGUUGCAUCCCUUGGCUGCACCAGGAUGUACUGGUCAUGUCUCUGUCAGUACAAUGCACAUGCUCCUGGGUUUCGACAAAGUGGUAAAAUACAUACCCCGCAUCACUUCUUGCUUUUUUCUCGUGAUAGGACUGAAAGUGUUCAAAGCAGCCAUAAAUGCAACUCACACACUCCUUUAGCCAGACUGCUGUGAAUGGAUAAGCCACACCAGGUAUGGGCAUUGUUUACUGAAUGUGGGAAUUUAAUUGACUUGUGGCUUCUUGUAAUGUAUUAUGUUUGUUAUGGUGAGAUAAUGGGAAGAAACAGAAAUUUAUUAUCAAGAUAAGGACAUUUCCAUUGUAGAUCAUUGGUUGAGGUGACAGACAUCUGGUGUUAGACCAGCACACAAUAACUUCACUUUGUACAGUACUGUAGCAUAUAUGGAUGCACUAGAAUAGAAGAAAUCAAAAUUAUUUUGAACUUUUGAACAGUACAAGCUCAACUAUAUAUAUCCUAUGCAUUAACAUUCAACAUCUUGGUUGUGAAGAACAAUCUAAAGCUGUUUUGACAGCCCCCUCCCCAAAUAAUGUGGCAUAUUAGCAAUAUGUAUUAUACAGCAAGGCUUCAGAUCUUAAAUCCAAGAUGGCCGACUGAAAGCCAUUUUGAAAUCUGUCCACGUCCAACUGUGGUAUUCAGCCUUAUUUUCAUUUAGGUCCUAUGACUUAUGUAUGAUGUAAAUAAGAAAUGUAUAAUAGAGAAAUUAAGUUCUUAUCUGUAAAAUAUAACCAUCAUGUGUUUAUGCUACUGUAUCUAAACAGUACACCACUGAUAUAAAAAUGACAAAAAAGGAAUAUUUUUUGGCUUCAAAUUGAAAAAAAAUAGUCGAAGGCCAGAAUUUGUUGUGACCCGAAUUUUCAAAAUGAGUCGUUACAUUCUGGACUCAGAGCGAAUGUUUUGAUGGAAAAUUGUAAGGGUUGGCCUCACAAGUGUCCCGGAAUCUUUUCUGCCUCCCUGGAAAAUAUAUGUAUGUAAAUUAGUUUGAAUAUUGUUGGAGGAGAAAAGAUUCAGGAUGUAUACAGACCACAUGUACAUUUAGUUUGAAUCGUUACUUUUUCAACUCGCGCAAUUGUUUGACUUUUUUAUUGCCAAAAUAACAAAAAAUAAAACAGACCCAUUUUCCUAAAAACUGAAUAUCUUGCUUCAAGAGAGUAAAAAAACAUGCUCCAUAAGCAAUUAUCAUUUCCUUAUAAAAGUAUUACUGUAACUUUUGAGACCACCCCUGAGCGUUGAGAUGAUUGUUUGCCUAGAGAGGCGCCUGUAAGCUAUAAUUGUGUAUGUGUGCAAUCACUGUAUGAAUGUGAGAAUCUCCAGUAAUGAUGUUGACUUGUUUGUUAAAUAAACUAAAUGAUUAACAGCGA
Molecule: messenger RNA, 12400 nt
Organism: Haliotis rufescens (red abalone)
Lineage: Eukaryota; Metazoa; Mollusca; Gastropoda; Lepetellida; Haliotidae
Product: attractin-like protein 1
Exons: 28
Coding region: 8-3586 (1192 amino acids)
Cellular component (GO): Golgi apparatus
Molecular function (GO): protein binding
Source: RefSeq, a predicted model, not a curated record